UGGCAGACAAGAUAUGGUGGCUUCUAUGGCAGGUCUCCUCGCGUCCUUCCUGCGCGCCCGUGGGGUCCUCGUCCUUGGCGCCGCCGGCGCAGCGCUCUUCUACCUCGAUAUGCUCGAUGAGGCUGUCGCAUUCGUGCAGUCGUAUGGCUGGUUCCUUCUCCUCGGCGCGGGCGUCGUCCUGUACGCCGACCACCACCUCGGCCAGCUUCUCGUUCGCUGGGACGUCGCGCGCUCGCUCCAAGCGGCCAACGAUCCAAACCGCGUCGACAUUCUGCGCAUUGAAGCGCGCAAGGCCCGGGAGCGCCAGCAGCUCGAACUCGAGGCGCAGAGCAAAGCCCACAAAGAAGCGGCUGCCGUAAAGAAAAAGGAGGUCCGCAAGCCUGCGUCACCCCCGCGCCGCUCCGAGCACGACGACUACAACCCGUUGACAGGUGCGACGAGCACGGCGCGCUACAAGCCAUCGGGCUUUGCACGCCCUCGUGGUGGAUGACGCUAAGCAAGAGCAUGACCAUCGUCCAUGUUCUCGCCUUGCCAUGACCGAGCCGUUGCCCGUGGCAUGAUGAUCGCUCGACUCCCAAGGAAUCUCAUGGUUCACGGGUCGAGCAGGAGCCGCCACGACUGCAGCCGCUCUGCUUGAUGCACCGUAGGCCGCUUAUGCCAGCCUACGCGUCCUCGUAAUCAAGCAUGUCCAUGGCUACUUGCUGUUGCGACUUGCAAAGACGCAAAACGAACGAUACACUAGCGUGCAUUCUACGACACACAAAGGGAGUUCUCUACGGCGUGGCUUACAAGGCCAUCGUGUGGUCGCUGCCACAGCUCACGGCGUGCACCUUCUGCGGCAGGCGCACUUGAAUCGGGC
Molecule: messenger RNA, 859 nt
Organism: Saprolegnia diclina VS20
Lineage: Eukaryota; Oomycota; Saprolegniomycetes; Saprolegniales; Saprolegniaceae
Exons: 3
Coding region: 14-490 (158 amino acids)
Source: RefSeq, a predicted model, not a curated record